Messenger RNA from Dendrobium catenatum, 2798 nucleotides. Its product is annotated as DExH-box ATP-dependent RNA helicase DExH7, chloroplastic-like. The coding region runs from base 349 to 2208 and encodes 619 amino acids. The transcript is spliced from 21 exons. NCBI's taxonomy places the organism in Eukaryota, Viridiplantae, Streptophyta, Magnoliopsida, Asparagales, Orchidaceae. Gene Ontology annotation, molecular function: RNA binding. The record is from RefSeq and is a predicted model, not a curated record. Gene Ontology annotation, cellular component: intracellular anatomical structure.
CCUGGCUGGUACAUAUGUUAUUGUAGAUGAAGUUCACGAGCGUUCUUUGCUGGGUGACUUUUUGCUCAUUAUUCUGAAAAACAUCAUCAAGAGGCAAUCUAGUUGCAACAGUCGCAAGAGCAAGCUGAAAGUCAUCCUCAUUUGAUUCGAGUUUGUUUUCCAAGUACUUUGGUGACUGUCCAGUCAUUAGUGCUGAAGGGAGAACACAUCCUGUUUCAGUAUUUUACCUUGAAGACAUUUAUCAGAAGCUUGAGUAUCAUCCUCCUUCAGACUCUAUGGCAUCAGGGGUAUUUUUGACAUCCAACAGAGGAAAGAAGGUUUUACUUCCAACAUCUGGGGAAAAGUUUUAUGGAUAACCAUAGGGGAAAGAAGAAUCUUGUCAUGUCUUCUUGGGGCGAUGAAUCCUUGCUUUAUGAAGGCUACGUCAAUCCCUACUAUUUUCCCGAGCACUAUCAAUCAUACUGUGAGAGGACACAGCAGAGUCUCAAAAGCCUGAAUGAAGAUGUGAUCGAUUUUGAUCUUCUGGAAGAAUUAAUAUGCCAUAUUGAUGUAACAUGCCCACCAGGAGCCAUUCUUGUCUUUCUACCUGGAGUAGCAGAAAUUGAACUUCUUGUUGACAAAUUAGCUUCUAGUUUUCAAUUUCGUGGAGCAUCAUCUGAUUGGUUGCUUCCAUUGCAUUCAUCUUUAGCUUCAAUAGACCAACACAAAGUGUUUUCGCCCCCACCUGAAAAAAUACGCAAGGUGAUUGUCUCCACAGAUAUUGCAGAGACGAGCAUUACUAUUGAUGAUAUCAUAUAUGUUGUGGACACUGGAAAGCACAAAGAGAGCCGUUUUAAUCCUCAAAAGAAAAUGUCAAGCAUGGUUGAAGAUUGGAUAUCUCAGGCAAAUGCAAAACAACGACGAGGGAGAGCUGGUCGUGUAAGGCCUGGAAUUUGCUUUUGCUUAUAUACUCUCCAUAGGUUUGAGAAACUCAUGCGCCCCUUUCAGGUGCCGGAAAUGCUACGGAUGCAACUUUCUGAUUUGUGUCUACAGAUCAAAUCUCUUUCUCUAGGUGAUAUAAAAUCUUUUCUCUCUGAGGCAUUAGAACCACCCGGAGAAGAGGCUAUUUCCUCUGCAAUUGACUUGCUAUAUAAAGUUGGGGCCUUUGAAGGAUAUGAGGAAUUGUCACCGCUUGGUUAUCAUUUGGCGAAACUUCCUGUGGAUGUCCGUAUUGGAAAGAUGAUGUUGUAUGGUGCAAUUUUUGGUUGUUUAUCACCAAUCCUUUCAAUUGCAGCCUUUUUGAGCCAUAAAUCUCCAUUUCUGAAUCUCAAGGAUGAGAAGCACAAUAUCUUGAGAGCAAAGUCAACUUUGAUGACUUACGACCUUAAUGGUUGCACUACUGCUAAUGAAAGCAACAAGCCAUCAGAUCAUCUAUUAUUGGUUGUUGCCUACAACAGAUGGUCUAGGAUUCUACACGAGAAUGGGUCAACUGCUGCAUAUCGUUUUUGCAAUUCGUUCUUUUUGAACAGUUCUGUCAUGUACACCGUAAGAGACAUGCGCAUACAGUUUGGCAAUUUGUUAGCGGAUAUUGGACUUAUCACUCUCCCAAAAAAUUUUAAGCAGGGCGAUGGUAGAAGUAAAGACAAGCUAGAGAGUUGGUUUGCUGAUAUGAAACAGCCAUUCAACGUCCAUGCAAUGCAUUCUGCAGUUAUCAUGUCUAUUUUGUGUGCAGGUCUGUAUCCCAAUGUGGCUGCAACCGUAGAGGGCACUACUGGCGUACCUCUUGUUUACAAUAAAGCACCGUCGAACAACAUUUCUACAAAUGAUUGCUCUCUUUUGUUUGAUGGGAAAAGAGAAGUUCAUCUUCAUCCAUCCUCAGUGAACUAUAACAUAAAACGCUUUCAGUAUCCAUUCCUUGUUUUCCUUGAAAAGGUUGAAACUAGCAAGGUGUUUCUGCGAGACACUAGUAUUAUAUCUCCGUACUCUCUUCUUCUUUUUGGUGGAUCCAUUUCUGUUCAACAUCAGAUGGGUUUGGUCAUCAUAGACAACUGGUUGAAAUUAACAGCGCCUGCACAAACUGCUGUUCUAUUCAAACAACUCCGCUUAACACUUCAUGCUGUUCUAAAAGAUCUCAUUCGCAAGCCAGAGAUGCUGACUGUUUCCAAGAAUGAAGUGGUGAAGUCCAUAAUUCAUCUAUUACUUGAGGAGGGCGCUUCCCAGUUUUCUUGAAAUUCAGGCCUGAUGUCAACUCAUAUCCCUAAUGUUCUUAUAUGAGAUUACUGCAACAUUCUUUGCGGUUCCAGCUGUGCAUUGCUGUUAAUAAAUAGCUUCCUGGAGCAAAAAAAGAGGUGAGAUACCUAUAAUAAACUCAAUCUAAUACUUUCAAAUAUUAUUAGUCUGAAGAGAACCCUCCAAGCCAGAUUCGAUCAACCCUUGAUGGCCAUUUUGGCUGAUGUUUUUUAAGGAUAUGUAUACUAAGACUUCAUUUGGGACAGAUUUUUAGUACAAAAAUUUUUAUACUGAAAAGUUGUUUUAGAAAGCAGCAAAAAGCUUUCUCAAAUGAAGUCUAAAAUGCACAAACAAUACAAAGUGGUGAAGAUUGCCCUCUUGAGAAAAUCAACCUGUAGGCCCUUCUCAGUUAUCAUGUUGUGCAGUUACUUAUUCCAGUCAUUAAAUUAAUUUAGAUGGUUUGUUUUGAUGUUUGCAAAACCAUAGAGAUUUGAAACUGUAUUAAUCCCAGCCAUCCAAAUUAGAAUGGAUGGUUGGGAUGGACGAACGGACGAGAUGUUAUAAUAAAAAAUGGAGAGAGAAUUCAACCA